GGGAAACAAGAAGCAGCUGGCAGGUAAAAACGUGCAAGUUUGUCGGACUAAAUAUCCAUUUUUACGGGAAAUACAAAGGUUUUCUUACUCAGACCAUGGCGAUGAGAAGCGAGGCCAGAGUGGAGGCAGAGGUAGAAGAGGAAGAAAACUUUGGGCCACAGCCCCUGUGUAGACUGGAGCAAUGUGGAAUCAGCGCCAGUGACAUCAAGAAGCUGGAGGAUGCAGGGUUCCACACCAUCGAAGCGGUGGCCUACGCACCCAAGAAGGAGCUGCUCAACAUCAAGGGCAUCAGUGAGGCCAAAGCUGACAAAAUUCUAACUGAAGCUGCCAAACUGGUGCCUAUGGGCUUCACCACAGCCACUGAGUUCCACCAGAGGAGAGCAGAAAUCAUCCAGGUCUCUACGGGCUCCAAGGAGCUGGACAAACUCCUGCAAGGUGGCAUUGAGACAGGCUCCAUCACAGAGAUGUUUGGAGAAUUUCGGACGGGGAAGACCCAGCUGUGUCACACACUUGCUGUCACCUGUCAGCUGCCUAUUGAUCAGGGAGGGGGAGAAGGUAAAGCCAUGUACAUCGACACAGAGGGAACCUUCAGACCGGAGAGACUCCUGGCCGUAGCUGAAAGGUAUGGGUUGGUGGGCAGUGAUGUUCUGGACAACGUGGCCUACGCCCGAGCCUUCAAUACAGAUCAUCAGACUCAGCUGCUGUAUCAAGCUUCUGCCAUGAUGGCCGAGUCCAGGUAUGCUCUGCUGAUAGUGGACAGUGCCACAGCUCUGUACAGAACUGACUACUCAGGCAGAGGAGAGCUGUCGGCCAGACAGGGACACCUGGGACGUUUCCUCCGCAUGCUGCUCAGGCUGGCAGACGAGUUUGGUGUUGCCGUGGUGAUAACCAACCAAGUGGUGGCACAGGUGGAUGGGGCAGCCAUGUUUUCUGCAGAUCCUAAGAAACCAAUCGGUGGCAACAUCAUGGCUCACGCCUCCACCACACGUCUCUACCUGAGGAAGGGCCGCGGAGAGACAAGGAUCUGUAAAAUCUACGACUCGCCCUGCUUGCCAGAGGCCGAAGCCAUGUUCGCCAUUAACGCUGACGGAGUGGGCGAUGCCAAGGACUGAAGUGGCAGCAGGAAAGCAGCAGAGUCGUGGUAAAUGUUACUCUCACACCUGCUGAACUUGUGUCUUUAACUGCAGGGUUGUGUACGUGUGUGUCGUUCUUCUGCCUUCACAUAAAGCCUCACACUGAUGUGAGAUGGAGGUCAAGGGCUGCGUGAUUUGAUGGUUUCAUGCCGGUUAACCCUGUAAGGUGAUGAGACUGAUCUUCAGGAGCUCAGUGGAGCAACAGCAAGGUGGCAGUGAUGUUCUCUGUAGCUCUUUCAUAUCGAAGCACAUUGUAUUCAACAAAGGAAAAAAGAGACACGUCAUGCAAUUACAAGAUUUGUCUCUGCUGUUAUGAGAUACUGGCUCAUAUUUGUGAUUUAGUAUCUCCAGAAUUACAAAAUAAUGACAUCUUGAUCAUGUAAUUAGAUGCAUGACCUCAGUACCCAAAAAUCUAAAUUGAACAAUACAUUUAUUGCAUAAUUACAUGAUCAGUAUCUCAUUAAUACAAAAAUAUAAUAUGACCUUUACCACAUAUUAUAGUAAUGAGAUCUUUAUUGUAUAAAUACAAAAAAGAAAGAAAAUAACUGAAGAUCUCAUAAUUAUGAUACAUUAGGUCAUAAUUAGAGCUUUUCUUUUUGUUAAAUGCAAUGUAGUUCUGUAAUUUCAUCCAUGGAGUGGAGAAAAUAAUCAUUUUGUAAAAAAUAUUUAAAAUAGUUUGUGAGAUAUUUUUUGUUGUCUCUGUGUUAAGAGUUUCUGCUUCAUGGCAUCUUUGAUUUUGUACGUUUAAUAAGAAGUGCUUUGCAGAGAAUGCAGCUAAAAGGAACAAAGCUGCACUGUAAUGUAGUUAAAGAAAGGAAUGUUAUCGCUUGCCAGCUGCACAACUACUGUUAUGUCCCUUUUCUUUUUCUGUUUACUCGAACCCUCUGUACAUACACUUCAUAGCUAAAUUAAAUGUGUUUUACCAUUAAAA
This is a messenger RNA of Stegastes partitus (bicolor damselfish), 2064 nucleotides long. It is a transcript of the gene rad51, whose product is annotated as RAD51 recombinase. Gene Ontology annotation, cellular component: condensed nuclear chromosome. NCBI's taxonomy places the organism in Eukaryota, Metazoa, Chordata, Actinopteri, Pomacentridae. Gene Ontology annotation, molecular function: double-stranded DNA binding; ATP hydrolysis activity; ATP-dependent DNA damage sensor activity. Gene Ontology annotation, biological process: mitotic recombination; DNA recombinase assembly; double-strand break repair via homologous recombination. The record is from RefSeq and is a predicted model, not a curated record. Bases 96 to 1112 code for a protein of 338 amino acids. The transcript has 10 exons.